Dichotomopilus funicola is the source of this 1209-nucleotide messenger RNA. RefSeq lists its product as uncharacterized. The transcript has 3 exons. The record is from RefSeq and is a predicted model, not a curated record. Gene Ontology annotation, molecular function: zinc ion binding; oxidoreductase activity. Gene Ontology annotation, cellular component: mitochondrion. Bases 1 to 1209 code for a protein of 402 amino acids. Lineage: Eukaryota; Fungi; Ascomycota; Sordariomycetes; Sordariales; Chaetomiaceae.
AUGAGAUCUUGGGUAUCCACCUCCUUCGGCAACCCCCGCAGCGCCCUCUCACUCCUAUCCGAUAUACCGCUCCCUACCCUUCCCGUCAACGCGAACAACGCUACUCCUUCCCCCACCCACCUCCUCCUGAAAGUCUCCCACGUCACUCUCAACCCAGCCGACCUAGUCACCAUCAAGCUACUCCCGCCCUGGCUUCCCUUCCGCCGAUCACCGGUGCCGGCACUGGAUUUCGCGGGGGAGAUUGUUGCCAUCAGUGGGGGUUCUUCGUCUCCUACUCCCGGAGGAGGAGAAGAGACCAAGGGAGGCGCUAUUAAGGAGGAAGAGGGAUGGCAGGUCGGAGACCGGGUCUGUGGCGCCGUCGGGUUGAAGGAUGUUGCGCGGGGAAAGGGCUCGUUGGCGGAGUAUAUCGUUGUUGAUACCGGGUUGGUCAGCAAGGUUCCCUCGCUUCCUCCUACCUCUACCUCUAGCGGUAAAUCCGCCAGUGGUGAUGGAUCUGUGUGGGAGGGUGCGGGCGCGGCUGGGACGAUGGGUAUCGCGGGCCAGACGGCGUGGACGAUGGUGAGGAAGGCGAUGGGGGUGGAGAAUGGGAGUGCUGUUUUGGCAGCGCUUGCCUUAGGGAAGGGGGAGAAGGGACUGGAGGGGAAGAGGAUACUGGUGAGCGGUGCGAGUGGUGGUGUGGGCACGAUUCUGCUGCAGAUUUGUAGGGGGUUGGGGGCUGAGGCUGUCGUGGGCAUCUGCUCGGGCGCGAGCGAGGAGUUGGUUAAGAAGUUGGGGGCUCACGAGAUCGUCGAUUACCGCCAACACUCCCCCCUUGAACCCCAUCUCGCAACUACAUUUGCCGACUCCCAAUUCGACGUCAUCUUCGACUGCGUCGGCAACCAGUCCUUGUACACCAACUCCGCCAAAUACCUUAAACCAGACGGCAAGUUCAUCAGCAUCGUUGGCGGCAUGUCCCAAGGCGUUGUGCCUUAUGUCCGCAACAAGAUCCUGCCCUUGUUCUUCGGGGGUACCUCGCGCAGCUAUGAACUCUUCCUACUGAGCGCAGCGGGGGAAACAGCCAAGGAGGUAGCUGCGCUGGUGGAAGCGGGCGUGAUUACGGAGAGCCUCAUCGAUGAAGAAUUUCCGAUGGAGAAGGCGAUUGAGGCAUUCGAGAAGCUGGCUACCAAACGUGCAAAGGGGAAGAUCGUCAUAAACGUCACGGAUAACUAA